UUUAACAUUUAACCCAGCUUUAUUUUCUUUCACAGUAAGCCCGCCUUUGUAUCUCUUUCUUUUACGCAAUGGUGAAUCUAGGGUUUCAUCUUGCAUCUCCCCUCUAUACUGCGUUGACUAAGGCCUCAAUUAUCGUUUUUUCCAUUGUAUCUUGGAGCAAAGCAAGGAAUAGUUUUAUUUUUUGGGACUCUCAUAAGUUCACAAGCAUGGUUGCAUCUUUGAAAGAUGAUCAUGGGCUGGCCCAGUCGGAACUUAACUUUCCUUGUCUGAAGAUGAAGGAAUGCAAUUCUCAAAUCUCGAGCAUUCUCAAGGAGGAGCGCGGAAACAGAGUAAAAUUUAUCAUGGUGCUAGCAAACCAUGCAAGGAUUUACAGGCAAGUCCCUUGAAGACUCUGAUCCAAGAAUGCGACACUAGUAUUGGGAAAAAUUGUAACUUAGGCUUGCUGAAUUACAGACUUACUGCGCUACCUAGAAGAGGAUUUUUCUCCUACAUUCUUCUAAGUGUUUGGUUCUCAAGGAGUAUACUAGUUGUGAUCAAAAUUCAAUUUGGUUUUCCACAUUGAAAUGUUAAUUUGCUAGUUUGAUAAGAAUUGAUUAAUUCUUGGUGUAGUAUUUUAGCUGGACCUGGUAACUCUCCAGCUCUUCAUUAGUUAGGCUUUUCAAUUUUGACUUUAUUUUGUUGUGGAUAUUCGAUUUGACUAUAUAAUUAUUAUAUUCAUUGACCUUGUAAA
This is a messenger RNA of Lycium ferocissimum, 730 nucleotides long. RefSeq lists its product as uncharacterized. The coding region runs from base 69 to 386 and encodes 105 amino acids. NCBI's taxonomy places the organism in Eukaryota, Viridiplantae, Streptophyta, Magnoliopsida, Solanales, Solanaceae. The transcript is spliced from 3 exons. The record is from RefSeq and is a predicted model, not a curated record.